GUGGCCGCGAGCGGAUGUUUCAACGCAAGCAGAAUUCCGAUACUUGCUGAGGAACUUUAGAUUACGUCACGUUGAAUUUAAAGUGAGUUUCAAGUGGUAUGGUGCUUCGAUGAUUUUGUUAAAAUGGUGCAACGUAAAGAUAAACGUCUCAUAAAACUGGGCGCCACUUUCUUUUGGGUGCUUACCUGUAUUCAUGGAUUAAAUGCCGUGAAGAUAGUGAAAGUAGUCGUACCCGAGAUAAUACAGUACGGGGUACAAGACGCUGUGAUUUUGGACUGUGAUUACACUUACGGUAACAAUACAUCAGGAUUGGUGGUAAAAUGGUUCUUCAAGAACAAAGCGCGACCCGUGUAUCAAUGGAUUGCAACGCAGAAACCGCAGGAUAUGGGUAUAUUACGGGGUCGAGUCGACUUGACUUAUCGAGCGUCGAACGAUCCAUUAAAAAUGCAUAGAGCGUUGCGUAUAGUGAAACCGAAUACGGACAUUUCGGGCGACUAUACGUGUGUCGUAUCUACAUUUAUGGAAGAAGAUUCGAGAACAAAGCAAAUGAUUGUUUUUGUACCGGAGACGAAUUUCCGUCUGAUCCAGAACAAGACCGAUGACGACACAGUGAACGUCAUCUGUGCGGCGGAUGGGGCCUUCCCUGCGCCAAACCUCACUCUUGCCACACCGGAAAGGCGAUUGGACGGCGUUUCCCACAGUCUGAAACUCGUGAACGGACGAUAUUCUGCCGUCGCGUUUGUUACGCUCCAGGACGCUGAUCUACCUUCGCCAGCCGAGUUUAUAUGCACUUUACGGAUACCCCUUGCAAAUUACGCUGUACGAAAAGAAGCUAUAUAUUAUCCAGGACCUAUAAGCACUACCCCGGAGAUGCCGACUGCUGCCGAUAUGCAGCUUGCAGCAGCGGUGGGGUCAGAAGGUGCAAGUUAUCACGCUGCUGUAUCAAUAGUCCUGCUAUCUCUGGCUCAAUUAUGUUUUUAAAGUAAAAAGAAACAAGAUAAGAAGAUUUCUCGCAAGAUGAAGGUUGCAACACGUCUGCAUAUUUAGAUAUCUAGUCAUGAUGUCCAAAGUUACGAAGAUUACGUAAAUUGUUCAGAAUUCUCGGCAUAAAAGCUUUUUGUGUACUAAUUAAUACUAAUUGCGAGCUAAGAUUUACCGUUAACUUGAUAUUUUAAUGUAGUUAACAAUUUGUACAGAUUAUAUGAAAAAUGAAUUUCCAUAUUAUUAAAUAUUUUUCAUAACAAAAACAUUAAUAUAAUUGUAAAUAGCAUUACUUGGGAUAUAUCAAUGUUUGUUAUUCACGGUGUGGGCCUAAAAUUGGACGUUUUGUAACUAGGUGUUAGCUAAGAUACGAUUAUAGUAUUAUAUAUUAUAAAAAAAUUCUUUAAAUAAAUUAUUCAGAUUUGAAUAAAAGCACAUAGUUAAAAUUGGUACUAUUAAAAUUAUUAAUUUUAAAAUUAUAAUUAUAGAAAUGAGUCUCUCAUACGUCAUUUGUAUUAUACUCCGGUCGUAAUUAUUUGGAUUAGGAAAUAAUAUUCGACAGCCAAAUUCCCAUUCAAAAGUGAUACAUUUGAAGUAUAUUAAAGUGAAAAGUUGAACUUUCAAAGUUGAGCAUCACUUUUCAGAAUAGGAAAUGGAAGGCAUUUGUCUGUCAAUAUGACGAUCUGAGGUAUUCGUUGCCAUCGAAAACUUUAUUACAUUUCACUCACGACAGUAUCGUGAAAUUUUAUAGAAAUGUCUUUAAGUUUAUUUCGAUGUUUUGUGAUAUGUUUCCUGUUAAAGAAUUUUAAACACAAAUGUUAGUAUAGUUAAAAUAUUAUAACUGACAUAUAAUUUUAGACAAAGCUUCGAGUGUGAAACACAAUCUAGUUAUGAAACGUCUACUGUAUUAUAAGUUAGUUUUGUUGUAUUUAGUAUAAUUUUCCUGACGCUUAUUUCAUUAGCAUAUUUAAGAUCACACGCAUCAUACUUGGAAUGUUAAAUGAUAUAGAGUGAAACCAGAUUUAUUUUCACUAUGGGUCUUGGAAAUUUCCUUUUCAUUAUUAUCACUACGGCUGGCAACGUUCGGUUCGUGGCAGAAGUUAUAUGAGAUACCUGUAAAGAAAAUAAAUGAUUAUAAGACCCUGAACCGACUUCAUUAGCAACGGAAAAAAAAAUGUAAAUGAUACAAAUUAUUCAUAAUAUUAUACGCUGAUGAAAAACCCUAACUUGAAUAAAUAUUUUUAUCCGAAGACUUCGUUUCAAGGAAGAACCGAAUGUACCAACUGUAAAAUAUUGAAAGACCAUGACGAUACCAAAGCAAAUAGUGUUAGUCAUUGAUUUAGUACCACUUGUUAAGCUAUGUGGUAAAAGAAAAUCAGUCAAUAUACGUAUAUGUACAAAGUCUAUGUCAAAAUAACUUUUGUUAAGGUUUAUGAAGGAUGAUGUUAUUCUUCAGAAACAGGGUAUCGUGAUUUUUUUUUUAUUUUUAUUUAAUGUAAUAACUUAUAACUAUAUAAACAUGAAUUUAUGGACAAUAUUGUAAAUCUAAAUUUAGAUGUUUGCCCUUAUUCUUAAAUCCCAUAAGUAUUUCUCUCCGAGACUUGGUAUCACUGUGCUUGUAGUUAAAAUUUUUUUGAUAGUGAUUUGGUGUGAUUGGUAAAGUAAAAAUUACAACAAUUUUUAAAAAUUUGUUCAUGAAUAAGGGCCCCUGUAAAUAUUUGUAUCGAAAUUUAUAUUGUAAGUUUUUUUUUUAAUUUAAGAGACUUUUUGUUAAUUCGCUGUGCAUAUGCCAUUAAUGGAUAAAAUCCAAUCAAAACUUUUUGUGGGUUUCGAAAAUAAAUGAACCAGUCGUUGUGUAA
Molecule: messenger RNA, 2840 nt
Organism: Danaus plexippus (monarch butterfly)
Lineage: Eukaryota; Metazoa; Arthropoda; Insecta; Lepidoptera; Nymphalidae
Exons: 7
Coding region: 124-981 (285 amino acids)
Source: RefSeq, a predicted model, not a curated record